Molecule: messenger RNA, 1458 nt
Organism: Babesia bovis T2Bo
Lineage: Eukaryota; Apicomplexa; Aconoidasida; Piroplasmida; Babesiidae
Product: putative integral membrane protein
Exons: 1
Coding region: 109-1443 (444 amino acids)
Source: RefSeq, a predicted model, not a curated record
GUUACUAUUGCUCAUAGCUGUUGAGGGAUGUGUCAUCUUGCGGCAACGCAUUCAUGACUCCGUAUUGUCUAGUUGAGUCUCCCUGGGCACACACGAUCAGUUAUUUUAAUGGAGAUCGAUGUGGAUGACGAUGACCAAUGGGGAAGUUUAAUUUGGAUUACUGAUUUUGCGUGGUUCUGUUAUCUAAAUCGUGGAGUUGUUCGUAAGUGGCCUCCCGUGUAUAUACUUUCAUUAUAUUUUAUUCUUUCGAAUUUGUACAACAUAUAUCUUCGCGAAAUAAGGGAGUUUGCUAUCGUUAAUUACGAUAUUUUUGCUACAUUUUUCGGUUCUUCCUUGUUAGGUGGUGCCGCUUUAAGUAGCACUGAUGCUGGGCAUUCAUUACCCAUCGAUAUACCCAAUGGCAUUAAAUACCUAUUAUCCCAUGAUAAUUACAUGCUCAACACUUCACAAAAGCGUAUUAUACAGGAUCUGAUGAUUAACGGGUCCCCGGAUGCCCAACCUGGUUUUAUCAAUCUCCAUUUAUAUGUUGGUAAAAUUGAUGACAGGUACCACCUAGUCCAAUGCUCGUGUUGUGCUUCUGAUAUAGCUGAUGUUUUUGUAGAUUUGUUGGAAACUUAUGAGCGUUUCCAGCGUCACCCAGAUUUUAAAAUUGCACCUCGGGGUACUUUACCAUCUGUGGUCCGUCAUAUUGUAGCUAACGUGCCCUGUAUAUUUGAUAUACCUGAUGAAGAGGUGGUGCCUAUUCCACUUACAAAUACACUACGGGGUGUUCGCACCUUGUUAACUUCUGGAAUUAUUCACGAACGAUCACCUCGUGACAGAUACCAGAAAGUAGUUGUUGCUUCUGCUACCCUGUUGCUUUAUAUUCUCAUGCCACAUCACUAUGCCGUUAAACAUCUAGGUCGUUUAAUCAGGCGUUCUGACAACCAGGGUUUAAUAGUGUUAACUUCGAUAUUGGAUCGUUUGUUGUGUAACUUCCCUAAGGAGGGUGAUGUUUGGAGCUUGAAAUUAUAUACUUCACGUCAGUUUUUAAAGCGUUUUCGAAGAAAGGGUGGUAACAUAUUUUCUAGCAUCAAGGAUCUGUUUAGUACUGGUUCCAUGGAUUUGGAACCCCUGUUGCUUGAGGUAUCAUCCAAGUCUCGUAUGAACGGUCGUUUAUCAUGGUAUCUUUGGCACCUUUACACUUCAGUCCGUGAUAUUUCAUUGCGCCAUUUGUCUAAAGGCAAUUCACAUCGUGUUUUGGAGCAAAUUGACCGAUAUUUCAUGGGUUUAUAUUCGGUAAUGUUAGUGGCCAACGAGGGUUACCAAGGCAUAUUUUAUAUUUACCUUUAUAUUGCACGUAACUACAGUGGUAGUUUGCGUGACCUCCGCGAAAUUUGUGAGCGUGCUGUUCCUAACGCAUCUUGGGAAGCCAACCUUGCGAUAUUGGAUAAAUACAUGUAGUUUACCGGCUUAGUG